AUGGCUCAUGCAGUUGCUGUUCCCAUUCCCUGCCCAGUCCAGCUCGGGAGUAUAAAAGAUGACUCUUUAGAAGCCCAACUACAUGAGUAUGUCAGGCAAGGAAACUACGUGAAAGUGAAGAAAAUUCUGAAAAAGGGCGUUUCUGUCGACGCAGGAAAUUCCUUGGGCCAAACCUCUCUCUUCACUGCUGCAUUGUUAGGUCUUGGUAAAAUAGUGGAUGUGCUGUUGGAUUAUGGCUCAGACCCUAAUCAUCGCUGCUAUGACGGAAGCACCCCGGUCCAUGCAGCUGCCUUCUCAGGAAAUCAGUGGAUUCUUAGCAAGCUGCUGGAUGGAGGAGGUGAUCUGAGAGUGCAUGACAAAGACGGAAGAAAUCCACAAUACUGGGCAAUGUCAGCUGGAAAAGAAAGUAGUGCUCAGAUGUUGGAAUUUAUACAGCGCUGUACAUCACACAUGCAAGCUGCCAUUCAAAAUUUUCCCUCCGAUCUACUCAGGAAGGUUGACUCAUCGAAAGCACUGAUCUGUAGUCCGUCCAGGUUUGGUGCUCUUGUUCAAGGGAAUGUUGAGAGUCCUAUUAGCAGAUUUCUGAAAAGUGGAGCUAAUUCAGGCAGGAAUAUUUACAGCUUUGGUUUUGGGAAGUUUUAUCUUACGGGCAGCAAACAUCUUGGAUACUUGGCCUCUCUCCCUAUUAUUGGGGAAAAAGAAGUGGUCCAGGCAGAUGAUGAACCAACAUUUUCCUACCAUGUUGGACCAUACAUGAUCAUGACAAAUUCAAUGUGGGGAGGCAGCAGAGUUACAGUGAAGGAACUCAGCUUUGAGCCCCAUCAGAACUGCAGUAAACUGCGCUUUGCAGAUCUUCUCAUUGCAGAGCAGGAAUAUAGCAGUAAACUUCGUCAUCCUCAUUUGCUGCAGUUGAUGGCUGUUUGUCUGUCUAGUGACUUGGAAAAAACCCGCUUAGUUUAUGAGAGGGUUAACUUUGGUUCUCUCUACAGCAUUCUCCAUGAACGGCGUUUGGAAUUCCCUGUGCUGCGUAUGGAGACAAUUUUACAUCUGCUACUCCAAAUUAAUGACACUUUGCGUUUUUUACACUCCCGUGGCUUUAUCCACCGUUCAGUUACCUCCUAUGCUAUUCAGAUUGUCUCUUGUGGWGAGGCAAAGUUAUGCAACUUGGAAUACAUGAUAGAGAGCAGAGAUGGAGGAGAACACAGUGAUCUAACUCGUAUUCCUGUUCCAGUCCAGCUACAUAAAUGGUGCUCUCCUGAAGUAAUCCUUGAAAAAGCUGUCACAGUCAAAUCAGAUAUUUAUAGCUUCUGUGCAGUAAUGCAGGAGGCCUUGACAGAAACUCUUCCCUGGAAUGGUCGUGAAGACUCAGUUAUUAAACAGCUCAUGAGUUCAGGACAGUAUUUAGAAGCGGAUGUCAGACUUCCAAAACCCUAUUAUGAUAUUGUAAAGUCAGGKCUAGAACCUAAGCAGAAGAACCGUUCCAUGAACCUCCAGGAUAUUCAGUAUUUGAUGAAGAAUGACUUAAGGGACUUGACUGAGUCACAGACUGGUCAUGCUGAUGAAAUACCAAAAGCGCAAAGGUCUGCUGUCCUGGCUGACAUAAACAUCUGUUUGGCGUCAGCUUUUAACUACCAGAAAAGAACACUGGGAUUGGAAGGAGAAGAGAUAACAGAGAUGGGCAAUUCUGCUGCCCAAAGAYACUCGGGUUUUCGUGAGGAGUGUGAGGCAUUAGUAGAUGCUGAGAUACCAACCAGUCUACAGCCAGCUGCACAGGAGAAAGGCCAUCACGAUGUAGCUUCUGAGCUGCAGGUGACCUGCAGUGUCAGUGAUGUGGAUGAGAGCCUCUGUAGCUUUGAAAUUAAUGAAAUCUUUGCCAAUUACCCAGAAUUGCAUGAAGACUUUCUGGAAGAAGGCACUGUGGUAGGUCAUAAUCUGAAGGAUAAAAAAGAGCAGCAGAAGGAAGGUAAGGCUACGCUCAGAGACAUAUWUGCAUCCCCCAGAAGGCACUAUGAGGAAAAGCCAGUUUAUGAGGAAGGUGGCUUUUCAGAGUCAGGUACAGAGCACAUUGCAGAAGAGGAGGAAAGAUUAAGUGAAGUGUCUGAGCUGUGCAAGCGAUUGCAAGUGGGAGGAGAUGCAGGGAAAAGAAUGAGUAUGAGUUCAUCCCAGAUUGGGCAGCACAUCAGCAAAUGUGUCCUCAAUCUAAAGAUUGCUCAGAGCAUGUUACAGCAGGCGUCAGGAUCCCUGUGCAGAACAGAGGAGAAACUGAACAUAUUAGAGACUGCUGAGAAACAAAAGAAGCUGCUCCAGAAAAACCAAAUGAUUGAGACUUCCAAGCAGAUAUCUCUAGAUACAUCCUGGAACAGGUUGUCUGAUGACAUUCCUCAAAAUACAAAUAGCUCAUUUUCCAAAGUUAAUGCUUUUUUAUGGAAGGCUAUAGGUCCACCUUCAAAUAACUAUAUUCCACCACUGAUUACRUGUCAGUCACAAGAAAUUCGUGGUGAGGAUCAUUUCCAGGCUAUUCCAAAGGCAGCUGAGAGAACAUGGGCAAUCCAGAAUGAGCAGGAAAAGGGCUUUCAUCAGAGGAAUAAGACUGGAAAUGAAGACAGACUCAGCUUCAGCACAGGCRUAAGCCUGGAUGAUCGAAUGGACCUAGAUCACAAGCAACUACUCCCACGCGUAACUCGGCGAUGCAAAAAAAAGUUCAACUUGCAGCCUCAGAAAGGGGGUGAUUCACGUCCUGCAGCAAGUGGAACUGAAGAAGAAAGGUGGUGCUGUCCCAAAUCAACAGCUGAAACUUACAGUACCAAAAUAAGUGAGGAGAGAAUGAUGCAAGCAGAAUGGAGGACUGAAGUAAAACACAUGGCCAGAAGAGUGGCUUCAGGGCAACUAGAACUCAUCUCUCCAUAUCCACUCAGUGAAUAUACGUCUGAAAGUGAAUGUGAGAGUGUAAAGGAAGCCUUUCAACACGUCACUGUCAGAGUCCAAAAAAGUCAAGACUUGCAAAAUGAUGGCAGGUGGAAGGCAGGUGAAUGUGUCUGGCAUCUGAGUGGUGAGGGGAGAUCUGAAUCUGAGGAGAGUGAUUUGGAAUCUGCAUUCAAAAGUUUUGGAGGGAGAAGUUGCCAGUCACCAUCAAAAGAUGAGCAAGCAGAUUCUGGAACGGCCCAUCAAAAGAAUCCAGUCAUUCCUCAACAAGCCGAGAAUCUCUCCAGCGGGCCAUCAAAGGAAUUGCAUCGUUCCCCUGAUUCAUCUCCUGAUGUGUCUGAAGAAUUUUUGACUCCUGAUCCUGAUUAUUUCCUUCCUCCCACUGUUCAAGAAAACUCAGAACUAGAGACCUCAGUUCCUGACGGUAAAUUAGAAGAUAAUCAAGAAGUCUAUGCACAGACACAGCAACCUGGUGAUGCUGGAUCAGGAGGAAAAAUAUUAUUCUGCAGCACAGCAGCACAGAAUUCUGGCAGUAACACAUUAGGAGUGAAUCAGCUUAGCCAUAUGCCUGUAGCCAGCAUGGAGGCAGCACRAGAAGUGAUACUACAGGAGCCACAGAAGGAAUGCGGAGAGAAAGAUGUAUCACUCACAGAUAUUCAAGAUUUGUCAAGUAUUUCCUGUGAGCAAGAGAGCUACUCUAAAGCUCUGAACUGUAAGACACCCAGAGCAAGUCAUGCACCGACAAGCGUCAGCACUCCCCUGAGCUCAGAGGAAGAGCUUCUAGUAGCCAGUGAGAGAUACAGACACUAUCAUGAAAUGGCAAUGGAUACGUCCUCUUGGGUUUCUCAAGAGAUUUCCUCUUCAGUGUCCAGCAAAUUGACUACAGCCUGUGAAGGAGGAAGGARCACUCAAAUUACCUCUAGUUCUUCAGAAACUUGCUCCUCUGGAUUGAAGAWGUCUAGGAGAUUGUCAGUAAUUGCUUCAUCCGAGAGAAGCACCAGGAAGCAACCAGCGCUCUCACAGGCAUCUAACUACUUCAUUGAUGAGCUGCCUCCACCAGCCCAAGAACUGCUGGAUGAAAUUGAAUAUUUAAAGCAGCAAGAUGGCAGCACUCAAGAUUUCGAAGAGGAGGCAUUGCGUGACCGUGGCGUGCCAGUAAAAGUUUCCGAUCAAAUUAAGAUAGAUGAUGGAGAGGCAAAAAAGGAAACAAAGAAGAAUGAGAAGAGAGAUCAUAGCUUCUGGACUGAAGAGACAUUAAAUCUAAUGGAGGAAACAGAAAGGGCUCAUUCUACUCUGGAUGAUAUUUUAGAAAGAAUGCAUCACGUGGUUCCUGAAGCUGGGGAGAAACAAGAAGGGCCUCAAGUGCACACUUCUAGCUGUUAUUCAAGGRCUGCAAAACGGAAUGAUCCAGGCGAUGGUGGAAUAAAGAAUGGAGUAAAAGAAUGCAGAACAAGAGGAGAAAGCAGAGAGCCAGAAAGCUCUGCCAGGAGUCCAGAAGACCCACAUCAUGAGGAUCAGAAAUUCCGCUUACGGCRUCAGCUAGCGUGGCCUUCUGCGUUCAGGGUAAUUGUAUUGGAUCAGAGCAACCCUCCUACAUGAUGAAAAUGGACAGAGAAUAAAUUCUAAUAUAUCACCAGCUUACUGCAACUUGGGCAGUUGACAGGCUGAACUGCAACCUUUGGCCACACAAACAGUUGUAAUACUCAGAUCUUCUUUAACUGCAGCAGCAAAUACAGAGAAGAGUCCAAUGUUUUGCUUUGUAAAGCAGUUCUUAUUUUUGUGCUAUCAUAGCAUAUCAAAGACAGUAUCCAUAAUACUGCAAAACUAAAUUGUUCUCUGAACGUAACAUCCUUGCAAUCCGGAUGUUUUUUUUCCUGUGGGUGCACGCUUUCCUAAGCAAAAGAAUUUCUUGCUCUAUUGCAUUACACAGUCUUCAGUAUWAUGGACAAAAUGAUUGCAGGCUGCUGUUCCUCUUCAGGUUCUUGUUUAGUUUCACAGUGCUGGGGUGUGGAAUACUGUAUUACAGCCCACAUGGUGUAUGUUUUUUCCUUGCUCAUUAAAUUUAACAAGGUAAUUUCUUGUUUUUUUCUUUUCUGAGUGCUUUUGUAAUCUGAAGUUGAACUGAUUUGACUGAUUAACGGGACUAAUUGCUGUACAAAAAGUUAAUGAGAAAAUGCUGGUGUUAUUCAAAGAUUGCAAGUUAAGUAGUACAUUCACUACAAAUAUCAGACAAAAGAAAGAGAAUCUGGUUAGUUUUAUUAAGAUGCCUGUGUGCUUAAUCAAACUGUGCUUUUAUUAGGCUUAAUCUGAAGAUAUAACUCUGGAUGAGGCUUUCUGAUGGGCACAGCAGCUUCAUGUUUUAACCCUUUUUCUGGCUGAUACUUUGGAACAGGAAGCUUGAAGAUUCUCCUGAUGUGCCUUGGUACCAAACAUGGGRAGCCGAGCUGCCUUCGUGUGGCGUAGGCAUGUGCUGCAUGUUGUUGUUCAUGUACAGAAAUUCUGCGCAUCUGUAAGUGCUAAAUGAGCUCAUUUGGUUGAACAGUACUGGUAAAGGUUUUGAGAUUACCAUCUUGCCAUGUAUGGGUUUCUUUUUC
Messenger RNA from Nothoprocta perdicaria, 5516 nucleotides. It is a transcript of the gene TEX14, whose product is annotated as testis expressed 14, intercellular bridge forming factor. Gene Ontology annotation, molecular function: protein binding; ATP binding; protein kinase activity. Bases 1 to 4521 code for a protein of 1506 amino acids. Gene Ontology annotation, cellular component: intercellular bridge; kinetochore; midbody. Gene Ontology annotation, biological process: attachment of spindle microtubules to kinetochore; intercellular bridge organization; mitotic sister chromatid separation. The transcript has 31 exons. Lineage: Eukaryota; Metazoa; Chordata; Aves; Tinamiformes; Tinamidae. The record is from RefSeq and is a predicted model, not a curated record.